Messenger RNA from Spodoptera exigua (beet armyworm), 1364 nucleotides. The record is from the annotation of a GenBank genome assembly. Lineage: Eukaryota; Metazoa; Arthropoda; Insecta; Lepidoptera; Noctuidae.
UAAUAUAAAAUUUAUAAUAGGUAUGUGCAAAUUGGGACUCUUGAACCGAAUGGUGUCGAGUUCGUGGUCAAUGUAUAUAGAAACCAACCUAAACAGUAAAACAAUAGAUAUGAAUUUUCAAUACUACAAAGUUUUUCUUGUUAAUAUCAGUAUACUUUUUUUAACACUAUUUAGAUUGGUCAGGAACGUUUCUAAUUAAUUUCUCUCAAAUUUUAUAAAAGUAAAAAUCCAUAUUUUAUAAAUUGAAUGCAACUUAAAAGCAGAAAUCGCUAAUUGACUACAACUAAAUAAGCGUAAGUACUUCUAACAGUUUAACUAAAGCUUUUAAAAACAAUAAAACAUUACGACUCCAUUUCACUAAGUGAUAGGCAGAAUAGAAACUCCUUUAUGAUAUUGCUCGUCUUUAUAAAAUUGCUUAACGAUAUUGUACCUUAUUACAACUGUAUUAAAGGUUUCGAGGUGUCCUCUUUCUGUUUGCUUAGUUUCGCCCGCCAUUCGCUUCUGUCUGCUAAUAUUUUACGUCCGUAGGCAGUGUGGAUGUCACGGAACGGCACCCUUUUGCGCGGCAUGUCCGGUCUUAAGUUUUCUUUAUGAUGUCUACUGCCCUGAACAGCUUUAGGCUCUCCGUCCGGGACUCUGUUGAAGGGGUUGUACCUCUGCCCUCUCGGAGGUACUUUAGGUUCUUCUUCCGGAGGAGUUAUUGUCACCAGCGCUGCUUCAGCUGCAGCUUCCGCUUGUGCCUCAUCCAACUGUCUCUGCAGAUCAGAAACCAUGAGCUUCAUGUAGUCGUAACUGGCGCAGGCGAGGGCUUUCAUCCAAGCCUCCAUGGAGGCUUGCGAGUUGGUACACAAGUAGUAUGUGCGCCCACCCUCGCACUGGAACGAUAUCUUAAAACUGUACGCUUCUUCUUCCGUCAACUCAAUAGUACACCCUUCCAGAAUGAUUACACCGACUGGUUCCUUGUCCCCUUUCUUGUCGAAAUAAAACAGGAGGUUGCCUUUCAACACGAACCAUCGUUUCUGGUAACUUUUGCCGACUUCGCCUCGCAUGUCCAGCCACCCGUCGCGGUCCACCGGCGUCGCAGACGACGCGAAAGCGCACAAAUUCUUUUCGUUUAUUUUCAUUGUCAUUUAUAAAUAUUCAUACGAACUGUCGGACAUACAAAUGUAGCAAAUGUGAUCUCUCAGUCACUUUUAGAAUCUGAGUUUCCCCUAGGAAAAUCAAGAGAUACGGGUCAUUUACAAAGAAUCGUGCCUUAUUUGCAAGAAAUGUUUUAUUUACACAGAAAUCGCGAAAGGAAAAUAUACACCCAUUCCAUUCCAAAAUUACGAUCUUCAAAAUAUCAAUGACAAUGUCAUGCUAAU